Molecule: messenger RNA, 825 nt
Organism: Procambarus clarkii (red swamp crayfish)
Lineage: Eukaryota; Metazoa; Arthropoda; Malacostraca; Decapoda; Cambaridae
Source: RefSeq, a predicted model, not a curated record
AUGUUUGCAGUAUACUUCACCACCAAUCUGCUACUGCACUUGUGGCUGAAAGAACUUGUGUGUAAUAAUGUGCAGGAUCUUGUAUGUAAUAGCGCACAGCAGCUUGUAUGUAAUAGUGCACAACAGCUUGUGUGUAAUAGUGCACAGCAGCUUGUGUGUAAUAGUGCACAGCAGCUUGUAUGUAAUAGUGCACAGCAGCAUGUGUGUAAUAGUGCACAGCAUCUUGUGUGCAAUAGUGCACAGCAACUUGUGUGUAAUAGUGCACAGCAUCUUGUGUGUAAUAGUGCACAGCAGCUUGUAUGUAAUAGUGCACAGCAGCUUGUAUGUAAUAGUGCACAGCAACUUGUGUGUAAUAGUGCACAGCAUCUUGUGUGUAAUAGUGCACAGCAGCUUGUAUGUAAUAGUGCACAGCAGGUUGUGUGUAAUAGUGCACAGCAGCUUGUGUGUAAUAAUGCACAGCAUCUUGUGUAUAAUAGUGCACAGCAGCUUGUGUGUAAUAGUGCACAGCAGCUUGUAUGUAAUAGUGCACAGCAUCUUGUGUGUAAUAGUUCACAGCAGCUUGUAUGUAAUAGUGCACAGCAGCUUGUAUGUAAUAGUGCACAGCAUCUUGUGUGUAAUAGUUCACAGCAGCUUGUGUGUAAUAGUUCACAGCAGGUUGUGUGUAAUAGUGCACAGCAGCUUGUGUGUAAUAAUGCACAGCAUCUUGUGUAUAAUAGUGCACAGCAGCUUGUGUGUAAUAAUGCACAGCAUCUUGUGUGUAACAGUGCACAGCAUCUUGCGUGUAAUAGUGUGCAGCUUAUCAAACGGAAUUUCCUCACAAUAUAA